This is a messenger RNA of Daktulosphaira vitifoliae (grape phylloxera), 1667 nucleotides long. RefSeq names its product heat shock 70 kDa protein 14-like. Lineage: Eukaryota; Metazoa; Arthropoda; Insecta; Hemiptera; Phylloxeridae. The record is from RefSeq and is a predicted model, not a curated record. Gene Ontology annotation, biological process: cellular response to unfolded protein; protein refolding. Gene Ontology annotation, molecular function: ATP binding; heat shock protein binding; ATP hydrolysis activity. The transcript has 10 exons. Gene Ontology annotation, cellular component: cytosol; cytoplasm; nucleus. Bases 128 to 1627 code for a protein of 499 amino acids.
UUCAUGUGAUAUAUGUCACUUCUAUUCGUAUUAAAUAAAAUUUAGUUUUAGAAUGAAAUUAUAUCAUAAUUUUGUUUGGAUAUUUUAGUUGUAUAAUAAGUGUAAAUUGGAUUCUUUUUAUGUUAUUAUGUCACAUGUAGGUGUGUUUGGAAUUCAUGUUGGAAACUCAACAGCAUCAAUAGCUAUUUCUAAAGAUGAAGGGAAGGUUGAUGUAUUAGCUAAUGAAGCUGGAGAUCGGAUUACACCUGCCAUUGUAUCAAUUACAGAUGAAGAAACUGUUGUUGGAAAUGCUGCAAAAACUGGAUUUAUAUCAAAACAAGCCAACACCAUAGCAUACAAUAACCGUUUAAUGAAUUUGGCAAUGGAUGAAGAUGAAAAACAAGUGAUAGUGGAAACAAAUAAAGUUCAAACAAUUAUUGCUGGUGGUCAUUUAGCCUAUGAAAUACCAUUAGAUAGUAAAAAAAAAACUUAUUCGCCACAAUCAAUAGAAUCAAAUAUUUAUAAGACACUAUAUGGUAUUGCUAAAAGAGCUACUCAUAGUGAUGAUAAUACAAAAUGUAGUUGUGUUGUUACUGUACCAGAAUUCUUUGAUGACCCUAGUAGAGAGUCUGUAAGGAACGCUGCUACUCUAGGUGGAUGGAAUGUUUUGCAAGUUGUUAAUGCACCUAGUAUAACCCCAUUUACUUAUGGAAUUAAUGUUUCAGAACCAAUCAAUGAUACGUAUAUUUUAGUAUACCGUUUAGGAGGAAUUAGCUGCGAUGCAACAAUAUUAUAUGUGAACUCUGGUUUAGUUUCUAUAGAAGCAUCAGAACAUACUAAACAGAUUGGAGGUUAUAAAUUAAUAGAAGCAUUAAAAUUUCAUUUAAUAGAUGAAGUGAAGAGAAAACAUCGAGCUGAUCCAACUGAAAAUGCCAGAGCAUCAGCUAAAUUACAAAGAGCUACUGAAGAUGCUGUUCACUUGUUAUCAACAUUAAAAACAGCAAAUAUUUUUAUAGAAUCUCUUACAGACGGUAUUGACUUUACAGCUUCUGUAUCUCAAGCUAGAUUUGAAUCACUUAUUGCUCAUUUAUUACCAGUUUUUGCUCAACCUAUAGAAAGUGUUUUAAAAAAAGUUCAACUUAAAUGUGAUUCUAUUAAGAAAGUAAUUUUAUGUGGUGGUCCUCUUAAGAUACCCAAACUAAAAUCUUAUAUUGGUAGUUUAUUUCCAAAUGCUGACAUACCAAAUGGUAUAAGCCCAGAUGAAGUAUUAGCCUAUGGAGCUGCUGUACAAGCAGGUUUUUUAGCAAAAUAUUGGAAUACAUCAGAUGAUCUACCUGAACCUACAGUAGAAGUAUCCACUUUAAAAGAACCUAUCGAAAUAAUUUGUUGUGGAGAAUUGGUAACUAUGAAUCAAAAUGAAGCAUUACCAUCUACAAAAACAAUAAAAACAAAAGUAAACUCUGAGUAUGUUACUCUUUUGGCUAAAUCAGGGAAGGAAAAACAAAAAAAUUUUGAAGCUAAUAUUAAUGUUAAAGUUGAUGAAGAGGUUAUUUUUACUUUAAUUGCUAACAUUGAUCAAACUUUGGAGGUUAAAGUACAAAAUUCAAAUUUAGAACAAUUAUCUUCUACAAUGUUCAUAACUGUGUGAAAACCAAGAAUUGUUUCAUAAAUAUAAACUGUUUAAAGGA